AUGUUUAUUUUCGGACGGCCCCAACCCUCACAUCGCAUGAUUCUAGUGCUUAUCGUGCUGGGCUCAGGUGCUUAUCGUGCUGGGCUCAGGUGCUUAUCGUGCUGGGCUCAGGUGCUUAUCGUGCUGGGCUCAGGUUCUUAUCGUGCUGGGCUCAUGUGCUCACAUUCGCACUCCCCCUUGCUCCCCUCCCCCGUUCUCCACGACACAUGCAUCUUUUCCUCCCCCCCCACAUCACCUUCCGCCCUCACGCUCGUUUUCCAACCUCACUGCCGCUUCAGCAGCUCGUGUUUCAUGCAGCCGCGCAGCACCGUUGCUCCACACAAUCCUUGCUGCGCCGCACCCUGUGCCCUUUCUUUCUCCCCACACACAGGCAACCCCUUUUCGCACGCCAUACAAGUUUCACCCCCCCUGCUUCCCCCACACUCACUCAUGCUCGCCUUGCUGCUGCGCACCCCCUACCUCCUGCACCUUCCUCCCCCCUGCAUGCUUCCUCCGCCUGCGCCGCUACCCUCCACAUACGCCCCUCCCUUUCCCCGUCCUCUCAGGGGGCCACACGGCGGAGAUGCUGUGUGUGGUGGGCGCCCUGGACCACACACAUACGUGUUCACCCUCCCUGCUCCUUCCACAAUUACUCCCUUCCGCCCCGCGCCCCUGCCUUUCCUCCGCCCCCUCAGGCGGCCACACGGCGGAGAUGCUGUGUCUGGUGAGCGCCCUGGACAGUGGGCGCUACAGCCCGCGCUGCUACAUCUGCUCCCAUCAGCCUGCCAAUUCGCGCCUCUCUUCCCCCUCCCCUCCCCCCCCUCCCCCAGCGGCCCACACAGCGGAGAUGCUGUGUCUUGGGGCCACACGGCGGAGAUGCUGUGUCUGGUGGGUGCGCUGGACCACGGGCGCUACAGCCCGCGCUGCUACAUCGCUGCUGCCACCGACGCCAUCAGCCUGCCCAAGGCACGCCAGCUAGAGCAAGCCCUCGCACAGAAAGCAACCACUUCCCCCCUCGCCCCUGCCUCGGCCGCCCCCCCCCCUUCGUACCUAUCGGGGUAUUGCAGUCGAGAGGUGGAGCACUUAUACGUCACCUCCAUGCUCAUCCUGCGUUUUCCCCACUCCUGCUCGCACAUCCCAUGCAUAGCAGGAAGCGCCUGCUCCCGCCUUGCCUGUCCCGCCCCCCUCGUACCUAUCGGUGUAUCGGAGUCGAGAGGUGGGGCAGUCAUACCUCACCUCAGUGCUCACCACCAUCGCCGCCACGCUGCACGCCAUGCUGCUUGUGGCGCGUGUCAGACCCCAACUGGUGCGUCCAUCCAUGCCGCUUUCCUCUUGUCUCUUGUGCUGCUGUGGCUUCGUUUCUGUUACAGUCUGAUUUCUCGUGGACCUGCCACUCAGUGGCAUGCCAUUCCAUGGCAUAGCAUUCAUCAUAGCAUUCCUGCGCUCUUCUCUCAUCACAGCUCAUCAUUCUUGCCCAUCCGUGCCCGUCCUUGUCCAUCCGUCUCGCUCCAUGCAUAUGCAGCUGCUCUGCAACGGGCCGGGCACCUGCCUGCCAAUCUGCAUCGCCGUUUUCACACUGCAUGUGCAUGUGAGGUGCAUGGGAGGUGCAUGGGAGGUGCAUGGGAGGUGCAUGGGAGGUGCAUGGGAGGUGCAUGGGAGGUGCAUGGGAGGUGCAUGGGAGGUGCAUGGGAGGUGCAUGGGAGGUGCAUGGGAGGUGCAUGGGAGGUGCAUGGGACUACAUCGACUUUGGUGCCUCCUCCCUUUCUGCACCCACAGCCACCAUCUUCAUCACCAUACAUCGGAUGUCCCCUGCUCUUCCCCACUUCUCACACCUUCCCUGACUCCAAUCUGACACCUGUCUCCUUCCCUUUGCGUUCCCUGCACAGCCAGUCCCAGAACACAGGAAAACAGAGCAAGGGGGUGCGGCUCAUGCGACUCAUCAGAACCCAAUUCCGCAACCCCUUACCAUCGUGGUGGCAGGUGCUGGGAGUGCAGAGCAGCAGCAUCGUGUUCGUGGAGAGUGUGGCGCGCGUUGCAGUGCUGGGAGUGCAGAGCAGCAGCAUCGUGUUUGUGGAGAGUGUAGCACGAGUGGACCACCUGUCGCUCACAGGCCGCCUGCUGCACCGCCUGGGCAUCGUAGACCGGUUCUUCGUGCAGUGGCCGCACCUCACCAGCUCAUGCAAGGGCACCCACUAUCUGCUGCCCCGCGCCCCGCUGCCCUGCGCGCUGCUGCCCCGCGCCCCGCUGCCCCGUGCGCCGCUGCCCCACGCGCUGCUGCUCCGUGCGUCGCUGCCCCGCGCACUGCUGCCCCGCGCGCUGCUGCCCUGCGCGCCCCGCUGCCCCGCGCACCGCUGCCCUGCGAGCUGCUGCCCCGCGCCCGCUGCCCUCCGCGCUGCUGCCCCGCGCCCCGCUGCCCCGUGCGCCGCUGCCCCACGCGCUGCUGCUCCGUGCGUCGCUGCCCCGCGCCCUGCUGCCCCGCGCGCCGCUGCCCCGCGCGCCCCUCUGCCGUGCGCCGCUGCUGCCCGUGCGCUGCUGCCGCCUGUGCGCCGCACCGCUGCUGCUGCCGCCCUUGCACCCCUGCCGCCCGCGCGCCGCCCAAACCCAACCCUAGCACUAACCAAGGUGUACACCACCUAG
Molecule: messenger RNA, 2616 nt
Organism: Closterium sp. Naga37s-1
Lineage: Eukaryota; Viridiplantae; Streptophyta; Zygnematophyceae; Desmidiales; Closteriaceae
Source: the annotation of a GenBank genome assembly